AUGCCGGGAGCGCGCAGUGGCGGCAGCGGCGGCGGCGACGGCAGUAGCGGCGGCGGCGGCGACAGCGGGGACGCGAGCGGGGCGGUGACCGUGUGGGAGGUGGUCUCACUCUUAGCGAAACUGUUGGGCACCGUCGCCGCGCUGAAGGUGGUUCUGUACCUGCUCCGAGUGUGCUUAGCGAUGGCCUGGAAAUCCGGCGGCGCCAGCCACUCGGAGCUAAUCCACAAUCUCCGCAAAAAUGGUAUCAUAAAGACAGAUAAAGUGUUUGAAGUUAUGCUGGCUACGGAUCGCUCCCACUAUGCCAAAUGUAACCCUUAUAUGGAUUCUCCACAAUCAAUAGGUUUCCAAGCAACAAUCAGUGCUCCACACAUGCAUGCAUAUGCACUAGAACUUCUGUUUGAUCAAUUACAUGAAGGAGCUAAAGCUCUUGAUGUAGGAUCUGGAAGUGGAAUCCUUACUGCAUGUUUUGCACGUAUGGUCGGAUGUAGUGGAAAAGUCAUAGGAAUUGAUCACAUUAAAGAGCUAGUAGAUGACUCAAUAAACAACGUCAGAAAGGAUGACCCAACACUUUUGUCUUCAGGGAGAGUGCAACUGGUUGUGGGGGACGGGCGAAUGGGCUAUGCUGAAGAAGCCCCGUAUGAUGCUAUUCAUGUCGGAGCUGCAGCCCCAGUCGUGCCCCAGGCACUAAUAGACCAGUUAAAGCCUGGUGGAAGAUUGAUAUUGCCAGUUGGUCCUGCGGGUGGAAACCAAAUGUUGGAGCAGUACGAUAAGCUACAAGAUGGCAGCGUCAAAAUGAAGCCUUUGAUGGGGGUGAUAUAUGUGCCUUUAACAGAUAAAGAAAAGCAAUGGUCUAGGUGGAAGUGAUUUUAUCUUCUGCUCUUUUCUUCUUCCACACGUGCAAGGUGAAAGGGGAUGAACUCUAAGAACAUCAGCUUGACCAGCCUAUGAUAUUUCAGUGGAUUGCUCAUCUCAGUCCUCAAAGCUUUUUGGAAACCAACAGCAUCACAGCUUGUUUUGGACUUUGUCACACUGUUAUUUUCAGCAUGAAAAUGUGUGGUUUUGUAGGGUUUUCUAAUUCUUCAAAGAGGCACAGAGCCCGACUGGCAGAGGAGGGCUGCAGAGUAGGCAGAGCGUGUGUUACUUCUUUCACAUGCCCACAGUUUACCUUAAAAUAGGAAAAGAAGGGGUUCUGCAAAAUGGAAAAUUUUAGUUUAUGACUGAUUUUGAGGAGUGGUUUUCCUUUUCUUGGACACUUAAUUUUGUUCUGAUGUUAAUUUAUCAAAUUUCUUCUGUGUAUCAGAUAACACCACCAUUCACAAGUUAAGAUUCUUGGUAUUUGGAUAUCUGUUAGAUGCUACUAAGAAAUAGAGAUGAGCUUUCUUUUUAAAGCUUUUGAUGUGGUGUCAUAGAAUAGCAUGUUAUAGAUACAGUCAGCUGCUUUGUUACCUUCCAACUAGGCACUGUAAAUACCGAAACUGAGGAUGGCAGGCGUCAGCACUCUGCUGCUCUGAUUGGACUGACUGACAUAGUUCGUUCUUCCUCUCUAAAAGUGAUAGGGGACUUGUAGCUUAGCCUUGUUUGUGUGUGUGUGUUUCUAAUUUGCUGCUGAUAAUGUAUACGAAUCUAACAUGCUGUGUAAACUGUGUCUUUGUUACUGCACAGUUUAUGCAGUGCUGCUUUGCCAAAUAAAAGUUCAAAGCAAAA
Molecule: messenger RNA, 1704 nt
Organism: Lepus europaeus (European hare)
Lineage: Eukaryota; Metazoa; Chordata; Mammalia; Lagomorpha; Leporidae
Gene: PCMT1
Product: protein-L-isoaspartate (D-aspartate) O-methyltransferase
Exons: 8
Coding region: 1-864 (287 amino acids)
Biological process (GO): protein modification process
Cellular component (GO): cytoplasm
Molecular function (GO): protein-L-isoaspartate (D-aspartate) O-methyltransferase activity
Source: RefSeq, a predicted model, not a curated record